AUGCAAUUUCUUGUUCUCCUUUUGCUCCUUAGCAGAGCACACAGUAAAAUGCUCGAGGCAGUAGACUACCCCUCCCGCUUCCUUGGGACAAACGGACACUCACUGUGUCUGACCUCAAGGGAAUCCACCGCGAAAAUACGCAAGAGAAAAGUGUUCUUGAGAAGAAACAACAAAUUCUACACAAUAGGCGUAGCGCCAGAUGGAGAAAGAGCGGCUGUGCAGGAAGAGGCAUACCCUGUGUACUCGUCCAGAUUCAUCACCACAACAGAACAAGUCCACCCAGACAAAGAGAUGCAUGCAGGCCAAAAUGUACUCAGGGAGGUACACUAUAUUCCGUACGUCAAUCUACCACAGAGCCCACACGGCCCCUUUUUCCACCAGUUCAGCGGACAGCCGCCAUACGUCCAGCCGUACGAGCCGCACAGCACUGCUCCCUACGAUCCGUUUGACUCGUAUAAACAGCCUGGUAUGCACAGACAGCCAUCACACGACUACCAGUCUAGUAGAUUUCCCUUCGAUUAUUAUCCUCAUGACAACCAGCCCAGCAGACAGACAGUGGAUAAACAGCCGAGCAGACAACCACCGUAUGAGCAGCCCUUUGACUCGUACAGCAGCAGUGCUCCUGAGAAAGCGGGCUAUGAAAGUGUUCCGAAUAUGCCACCAAAUGAUAUUCCGUACAGAUCAAGCACACCGCACAGCCAGUCUGAUCAGGCAGAGAACAAAACACACCAGCAGAUUGCUACUCUACUAAGCACCCUAAAAGACACUAUACACUCUAUGCGUAAUAGCCAACAGAACAGCACUGCCACGGAGAAUGAUAAUACUGGAUAUGGCAGCACAGGAUACAAUAACACUGGCUAUAACAAUGUAGGUGAUGACAGCCAGUAUAACAACAGUGGUAAUAGUAGCAGUAACAACAGUGGUAACAACAGUGGUAACAAUAGAAAUGAGAUGGUUUAUGGUUAUAAUGGCAGUAACUAUGCCAGCAGUGGCAAUAACAACAGAAACAGUAGCCAUAGCAGUAACAAUAGUAAACAGAACAGUAGUAAUAACUAUAGAAAUAAUGGCCGUAGUGGCAAUGGGAAUAGUAGGCGCAGUCAUGGCAGCAAUGCCAACCGCAACACUAGUAAUAAUGAUAGCUCUGAUAGCGGUGAUAGCGGGACAGAAAGAGAUGUAGAGAGCGAUAGCAUAGAUGCCAAUCCGUUUGAUGCCAGGAUAGUGGAAGAGGGUAAUAUGAUAAUACAUAUCGCUAGAGAAAGCAACAACCACUGUCUUAACUACAUAGACAACAAGUUUCUGUUCAAGCCCUGUGAUAUCUCCAGAGACAUAAUUAGAUUUAAAGUCAUAGAAAGAGACGCAAGAGAGCGAGUAGACAGAGCAGAGCCAGCAGACAGAGCAGAAGAAGCAGAGAGCAGGAUAAGCCCCGAAAGGAAGACGAAGCUAGACCUGGGCAGCAUCACCAUGCCCAACUACACUAACAAAACGGAUAGACUAUACGAUAAUAUAAAAAACAACCUGCACGAGAUGGGAUCGCUGCUAAGAACAGGCGUGCUGAAGAUGUCCAGAUACAGAAUGCCCGUGUCCUCCAAUGCAAUAACGAGAAGAAAAGACAGAAAUAUAAAGAGGGAGAUAGAAAGAGAGAUGGAAAGAUGGAAGAGAAUAGAGGCGAAAAGACCCUCUCUAAAGAAAGACUACGACAGGAUAAAAAAGCACACCCGCGACCUAAAGAGAAAGAUCAAAGAUAGGCGCGCUCGCAGCAAGUUCAGUAUAAGAGAUAUGUACAAGGACAGAUUCAACCUUAAGAAGAGCAGCCGCAGCAAAAAGUACAGCAAUGAUGACAACUGUGAUGUGGAUGCUGAUAGCUGCGAUAGAAGCCAUGAUAGCGGCAGUAGUGACAGGCUCAAUAUUAGAGAUAUGUAUGAGGACAGGUUCAACAUAAGAGAUAAAACAGACAGUAAGGAUAGCACAGACGAUAAUAAUAACUCAGCUCGUGAUAGGUAUGACAGUGCAUCUGAGAACACGAAGCACCAAAUACACGCAAUAGUACCAAUGCACCCAGUAGUACCUGUAGCACAUACAAUCAGCCACAUAGUGCCAAUUGAUCAUGCACCACAGUCAGUGCACUCAGUAUACCCAGCACAGCCAGUUGAUCACAUCGUGCCUAUCGUGCCAGUAGUAGAGCCAACUCCGCAGCCAGUUGAGCACAUAGUGCCAGUGCACGUAGUAAAACCAACUUCACAGCCAGUUGGCAUAGUGCCUAUAGUGCCAGUGCAUGUAGUAGAGCCAGCAGAUCACAUAGCUCCACCAAUGGUACAGCCAGCGCCUGCAGCAAAGCCUGGCGCAGAGUCAGUGAGCCAUCUAAUGUCGCUGGCACAGUCAAUGACACCCGAGCAUCCUGAUAGCGUGCCAGCUAUGCCUGGUAGUAGUCUUUCUAAUGCGUUUACUUCCUAUCUCAGUCCACUCACCACAAGCACCAAUCUAGUAGGGAAAGAGUCGCAGGGAAAUAAGGGAUACUUCAGCAGCAUGCUGUCUAGCACGAAAGACAAACAGGCAAACAGCAAAACAUCCAACCUAUCAACGAGUAAGCUAAACAGCACUGCUGCAGUUGCCAGCCCGACGGCUAACAAAGUAAACAUGCCCACCCGCAAGGCACUAAGCAGCCCGUUCUUUAGCACACUGAACAAUCCAGUGAGCAGCUCGCUAACCAGUCCCCUGACCAAUCCGCUAAGCAACUCAAUAAGCAACCCCGUAGAGAACAGCACAGUAGGAAAGACCACAGUAAACAACCCAAUGACCAAUUCGCUAACCAACUCGCUGAAUAGGUCUAUUGGCAACUCGCUGAGCAACGCCUUUAGCAAUCUGUCUAAGCUAUCCAGCCCCAUGCGCAGCUCACUAACUAGCCCGCUGCAGGACAGCAGCAAGAUAAAGACCAGCCAACAGAGUAAUUCGCUAAGCAAUCCGCUGAGCAAUACACUGAAUAAUCCACUAGAUAAUUUCCCAAACAGUACAGCUGACAGCACUAACUUACUGGGAAGUAGCCAAAUGUCUAGUCCACUAGGCAGCACAGAUAAUAGUCUACUAGGUAAUACUAAUUCCCUAGCUAACUCAUUCAGUAACGCUAAUUCACUAAGUAAUUCCUUGAGUAAUUCACUAACAAAUUCACUAGAUAGUACCAAUCCAUUUGGUAACGCCAAUUCACUAAGUAAUUCACUAGAUAAUACUAAUUCACUAGACAAUCCUCUAACAAAUCCACUAGGUAAUUCACUAGGCAAUGCUAGUUCACUAGAUAAUUCACUAGGCAAUGCUAGUUCACUAGGUAAUUCACUAGGCAAUGCUAAUCCACUAGGUAAUUCACUAGGCAAUGCUAAUUCAUUAAGUAAUCCACUAGGCAAUUCAAUGGGAGGCCUAACUGGGCCCAUGGGCAUGAUGAAUAUGAGCAGCAAUCUAAGUGAGAGCUCAGAGCAGGGCAAGCAGAAGAAUAGUGCUGGCGUGUCCUCUAGCAGCUCGCCCAUGGAUAUAUUCAAAAGCAGCCUAAACGACCUAUUCAGCGGUGGCAGUGAUAAGGAUGAUACAGUUGUUGUGAAUCACAUACCCACUGAGGGCUCUUCUGAUAAGCCAGAAGAACAGGCCAGCGAUAAGACGGCAGACAAGCCUCAGAAGCCUGCUGACUCUGCAGCUUCCAGCGCCUCCCAGAAGAAAGAGAAUAAGCUCAGCGGAUACGAGAGUCUUUUCAGUUUUUUAUCGUAA
Messenger RNA from Nematocida minor, 3747 nucleotides. RefSeq lists its product as uncharacterized. The record is from RefSeq and is a predicted model, not a curated record. The coding region runs from base 1 to 3747 and encodes 1248 amino acids. The transcript has a single exon. Lineage: Eukaryota; Fungi; Microsporidia.